CACCAGUGUGCCAGUCCAGUCCCUCACUUCCUCCAUGAGAGGCUCCGGCCAGAAGGGUGUCACGCGGGAGCUUCGGGGUUCUAUCUCCCUUUGAACAUGCGAGCCCACAGUAGGCUCGGCGCGAUGCAUCAUUGGCGGCUUAGCUUUGUCGCGGUUUGUUUUGACCUGAGCUGCCCGACUAUGAUACCGGCAGCUGGGGGUUGGCGAUGAUCAACCAAGGGACGACACGAUUAUGAACCUAUAUUACUACGCAGCCUGCCCGCUUUCGUUUCCCUUAUCCCGCGUGCGCGCUCAUCUUUAUUCCCAAGGCUUUCUUCUUCUCUUUUUUCAACAGGGCCCAGCAUGAUGAAGCCUGGAGACGAAUACAGCAUGCGUGCACCCUCUGAUGAGGAGAAGGCUGCUGAAGCUGAGCAGUACAAUUUUGCAUCCGGUGCACACCAAGAUAUUGAUGAUCCCGACGCUGGACGGAGCGAGGAAGAGAGAAUUGAUAUUGACCGUAAAUUGCUGUGGAAGCUCGAUAUCCGGCUGAUACCAUGGCUGUGCUUUCUCUACCUGAUAUCCUUCCUCGACCGAACGAACAUUGGCAAUGCAAAGAUCGAUGGCCUCCAGAAAGAUCUGGGCAUGACCGAUGGCCAAUACAACGCCGCGCUCUCCCUCUUCUUUGUCUCCUAUGCGCUGGCGGAGCCCCUGACAAACGUCCUGCUCAAACGCCUCCGGCCCAGCAUCUUCAUUCCAAUCAUUAUGAUCUUCUGGGGCAUCACUAUGACCACCAUGGGCCUGGUCCACAACUUCUCUGGCCUUGCCGCAGCCCGCUUCUUCCUCGGCCUCGCCGAAGCCGGCCUCUUCCCCGGCGUAAACUACUACCUCUCCUGCUGGUACAAGCGCUCCGAAUUUGGCAUCCGCGCCGCCAUAUUCUUCUCGGCCGCCGCCGUGGCGGGCUCCUUCGGCGGGCUCCUCGCGGCCGCCAUCGCCAAGAUGGACGGCAUCGGCGGCAAGCACGGCUGGUGCUGGAUCUUCAUCCUCGAAGGCCUGGCCACCAUCCUUGUCGGCAUCGCCUCGUACUGGAUGGUCUACGACUUCCCCGACAAAGCCACCUUCCUGACCCCGACCGACCUCGCGCGCGUCAAGACGCGGCUGCGCGCCGACAAGCAGAGCUCGGCUGAGCAUGAGGAGUUCCGCAUGGCGUACUUCUGGAGCGCCGUCAAGGAUUGGAAGAUGUACGCGUUUGCCAUCAUCUACAUGGGCUGCGACGGCGCGCUGUACGCCUUCUCGCUGUUCCUGCCUACGAUUAUUAAUGAGUUGGGGUACACGUCGACGAAAGCGAAUCUGCUCUCCGUGCCGCCCUACGCGGCGGCGGCGAUCCUGACCGUGUUUAUUGGAUGGCUGGCUGACCGCACGCAGCAGCGCGGGCUGUGCAAUAUCGGCGUUAGCUUCCUGGGCAUUGCGGGCUUCUCGAUGCUGCUGGGAUCUGAUAAGGCGGGCGUCAAGUACGCGGGGACUUUCCUAGGCGCGCUGGGCAUCUAUCCGUGUGUUGCGAAUACGAUCACGUGGACGGCGAAUAACUUCGAGGGCGUGUACAAGAAAGGCGUAGCAAUUGGGUUUGUCAUCGGUUGGGGAAAUCUGAAUGGUGUGGUUAGCAGUAACAUCUACCAAGGGAAAGAUAAGCCGGGUUUCAAGCCGGGGCAUGGGGUGGUUCUGGCUUAUAUGAUUUUGUUUUUGCUAGGGGGGAGUGUUGUGACGAGGCUUUUGCUGGCGGCGGAAAAUAAGAGGAGAAUUAGUGGGAAGAGGGAUGUUUGGGCCGAGGGGAAGGCGGCGGCGGAGGUUGAGGCGCUGGGUGAUAAGAGGCCGGAUUUCAUCUAUACGUUGUGAGAAAUUGGCUGGCAAUCCAGGCAAUGCGCUGGAGUGCCCUAGACAGUGGUAUGAAGCUGGAAAGAUUGGCGAUCUGAGAGCCCUGAAUCACAGUGUGAUGAAGUUUACACCUUGUCUUGUAUUGACAUAAUGUCACAGUACCCUUGACAGUGGUAUGAAGCGUUCAAAAUUGGUAUCUAAUAGGUCAGCUCUGGCGAGGAAACUUUGCUCAUAAGCUCAAGAAGCCAUUCCAGGGGCAGAA
Messenger RNA from Mytilinidion resinicola, 2110 nucleotides. RefSeq names its product MFS nicotinic acid transporter-like protein Tna1. Gene Ontology annotation, molecular function: transmembrane transporter activity. Gene Ontology annotation, biological process: transmembrane transport. Bases 370 to 1869 code for a protein of 499 amino acids. Lineage: Eukaryota; Fungi; Ascomycota; Dothideomycetes; Mytilinidiales; Mytilinidiaceae. Gene Ontology annotation, cellular component: membrane. The record is from RefSeq and is a predicted model, not a curated record. The transcript has 4 exons.